UAAUAAAUAAAAAUUAAAAGGGUUAAAGAAUAAUCAAUAAAUUCAUUCCGUUCGUUAUUCAUAUUUUGUAUCAAAGAUAUUUAAAAUAAAAUGAAUCAUAAUUUGGAAUUUGAAGGACAAACUGCUCCUGAAUCUACGCGUGGACUGUUUGAGUCAGAGAAAAGAGACAUUGAAUGGUUAGAUAAACGAAAAACUAUUGAGUUAAAUCCGCGUGGUAAUAAAUGGCUUAAUAAAACAGUAAUACAACAACAAGGUCGUAAUAGUGGGCUACAGAUAGUAAAUGAAGGAAAUAAGAAUAAUCAGAAAAAGAGUAAUCUAGAAGACGAUUAUUCACAAAUAAAACAACAACGAGGUUCAUCUUCCUCUUUAUCGUUCUCAAGAAGACAAACUACUUCAGUAGCACAUUUCAAUAAUUUUCCUUUUUUAUCAAAACCAUGUGAGGAUAUAGAAGAAGAGGAUUCAAAUCAUUUGUCUCGGGCUGAUGUACUGGCAGAGACAGAAGCAAAAUUAAAUGGACAAAGUAAUCAUACUUCUCGUUUUAAUAACAGCACUUCUAGUACAUACUUUUUCCACACGACAAGAGAUAAGCAAAGUAGGCGUCUAUCUGAACCAAACACACCUAUUAAACAGUAUUAUAAUAACUACUCUCAACAUUCUGAUUCUGUUAGGGAUUUUAAUAAUACUAAUCAUCGACCUUUAUUCAAUAAUUUGACUAACAAAAAAAUGUCCUUUCAAUACACAUCAUCAAAUUCUUUCCAACAAGAAGAAUAUAUCACAAGACGUUUAUCUAGAUCAGAAUUUAACAAACGAAGUAGUCGUGAUUGGAGAUCAAGCUGUCAACCUACAAUCAUCGUCUCACCUUCUUCAUCAAGACCUCAUUCAAUGGUGAGUAUGAUGAAUAAGCAUAGACUAUCAACAGGCUCUAUAGGCGUCUCUGACAAUGGAAAUCAACGUAAACCCUUAUUUGUAUCCCAUCUUCCAUUUUCUUCCGCUUUGCCAUAUUUAAAAUCAAAUCAGCUGGUAAGUGGUUUACUUCGUGUAAAUAAAAGAAAUCGGUCAGAUGCCUACGUCUUUUGUGAAGAAAUCAACUCUGAUAUUUAUAUUUGUGGUUCAAGAGAUCGUAAUCGUGCACUAGAUGGAGAUUUAGUAGCAGUUAAAUUGAUCGAUACAGAGCAAGUCAUGAUGGAAAAACAUGAAAAAGAAGAGGCAAAAGUAGCAAGAAACAAUGGAAAUCCUAUCAUAAGAACCCCUGAUGAAGAAGAUGAGAAGGAAAUCAUAUUUGGUGGUGAGGAAGAUGUGGACUUGGUUACACCAAGGUUUUGUGGUGUCAUCGUUGCUAUCUUGGAACGCACACAAAACCAAGUAUUUUCUGGAACAUUAGGGUUGACUCGUCCAAGUAAUAAACGGAUAAAAGGUGUAAACGAUGACUCGCAACAACAGCAUCGUGAUAGUUCUGUACCACGUAUCAUUUGGUUUAAGCCAACCGAUAAAAGAGUACCUUUGAUAGCUAUUCCCGUAGAACAAGCGCCUCCUGGUUUUAUUGAGAACAGUGAAUUAUUUGAAAAUAAACUCUUUUUAGGAUCAAUAAAAAGAUGGCCUAUCACUUCUUUACAUCCCUUUGGUGUUCUGGAGGGUGAGUUAGGGCACGUACAAGAUGUGACUGUACAAAUCAAAGCAAUUUUAGCAGAUAAUAACCUUGCUGCACAAGCAUAUUCGGAAUUGUUAUUAAAUCAGACAAUAAAUGUCAAGACCUUAGAUGAAAAGAUGAUUGAAGUAGAGAUUCAAAAUGGAUCACGUCGUGACAUGCGUCAAUAUAGAUGUAUCACAGUUAUGGAUGAAGAAGGAGAUUUCUUAGAGAAUGCGCUUUCUAUUCAUUCUAUGAAUGAUGGAAAAGAAUUUGAAAUAGGAUUACAUGUGUCUGAUAUUACUGCUUUUGUUGACUUUAAUUCGGCUUUGGAUAAAGAAGCACAAUAUAGAUAUGUAGAUGUGUAUCAUACAAUCUUAGAGAAGGUGCCCCUUUGGCCAAAAGAAUUGAAGGAAAAUACAAGCUUUAUUGAGAGCAAAGAUCGGGUUGCCUUUUCUGUCAUUUGGACUAUGAAUGAUAUGGGUGAUAUAAUGCAUACUUGGUAUGGUAAAACCGUUAUAAAUUCGGACAUAGUUUUAACAACUAAAGACUUGCAAAAUAUACUCAACAAUGAAGAUGAUAAAUAUAAAGAGUUAAAUGAAGAUGUCUUAACAUUGUACAAAAUUUCAAGGCAACUUAUUGAGCAUCGAGAAGCAUUGUAUAUUACAUUUCCUCAGAUUGACAUACAAUUCCAUGAAAAUCAUACCGUUAUUUUACCAAAAAGAUAUUUGGAUUCUCGUAUUAUUUUACAAGAAUUCCAAGUAUUAGCCAACACACUUGUUGCACAAAAGAUAGGUAGCCAUUUCCCUGAUCACGCAUUACUUCAAUCUCAAGCAAAGCCAAGUAAAAGAAAGAUACAAGAUUUAGAACAAUAUUUAAACAGUCUCGGUUAUGAAAUUCAAACAGAGAGUCCUAAAAGUUUACAAAAAUCAAUCAAUGCUAUUAAAGAUGAAGAUGCAAAAAAUGUAAUAACUAAUUUAGUUAUGAAAACUAUGAAUCAAAAAAAAUACUUUUGUACUGGUGCUUUUGACAUUAGCAAAUAUUAUCAUUAUUCAACAAAUACACCGCUAUAUACACAUUUUACUUCUCCUACCAAGUGUUAUGCUGAUGUUAUCGUUCAUCGUCAACUUGACGCUUGUCUGAAAAAUGAGACCUAUUUUUCUAUGGAAUCAGAAACUAUUCAAAAGAUAGCCUUUCGUUGCAAUGUAAAAAAUCGAGCUAUCAGCAAUGCCUGUGAGCAGAUUCAGCUUGUAUUUUUAUCUUAUUAUUUAACUAAUAAUACACGUAUUCCUACUAGUCGAAUUUUAGAUGCUAUUAUCGUUGACGUCCAAGAAGGCUCUUUUGAUGUUAUUCUCCCUGGUUUGUGUCUUGAAAGAAGAAUUCACACUAUUAAUCUGCCUUUAAGAUCUGAAUCAUAUAGCCCCUCAGAGAAUGUAUUACAUUUAAUUUGGAUUCAAGGAAAGGCGACUGUAAAUGCUAAUAUAGAAGGAGCAGCUAUAUCUAAUAUUGAAGAAGAAUUUAAUGAUCAACUAAUUGAUCAUUCUAGUGUAUCUGAGGGAAACUAUUUAUUGAAAGAGAAUAGUAUAGAAGACGAAACAGAAUCUAUUUCAAAACGAUUAUCUAAUAAAUCCUCUAAUACUACAUCCGUUUCCGAACACAAUGUAAAAAUAAAAACACAUAGAAAAUCAACAUCAAUUCGUGCUGUUAAGGGUGAAGAUGCCUGUUCAACUCAAAAAGAAUGUCUUUUUCCUAAUGAGUGUCGACAAUCAAUACGUCCCUUCGAUUUUAUUAAAGUUAUUGUUUCUGCAGAUCCUAUUCGUAGCCCUCCUCUGGUACGAGUCUUGGCUGCAAAUCCGUUUGUAACAAUGCAGAAAAAUUUAUAACAAUUCAUGUAUAACCAAUAAAUAUAUUUUAUAAAAUAAAAUAAAAGCAUGAAGACAAUUUAUGUUGAAUAUAAA
Messenger RNA from Cokeromyces recurvatus, 3582 nucleotides. RefSeq lists its product as uncharacterized. The coding region runs from base 91 to 3507 and encodes 1138 amino acids. Lineage: Eukaryota; Fungi; Mucoromycota; Mucoromycetes; Mucorales; Mucoraceae. Gene Ontology annotation, biological process: mRNA catabolic process. Gene Ontology annotation, cellular component: exosome (RNase complex); P-body. The record is from RefSeq and is a predicted model, not a curated record. The transcript has 5 exons. Gene Ontology annotation, molecular function: RNA binding; 3'-5'-RNA exonuclease activity.